UUUUUUUUUUCGAUAAUUUCUUUUCGCGCUCUUCUUUUUUUUUUGGCGAAUGAAAUUCGAAAAUUCGGUUUAUGUCCGACACCUCGGUACACACAUCAGUAUUAGAAGCCAAGGAUGUCGGAUAGUUCGGAUCAGCUGUCUUCGCCGAACAGCGAUUGCAACAGCCAAAUGGGUGUCGUGCAUCGCAAUACUGCCGCGCAGUAUGGUAGCGCAACGUCAAUAUCCGGUCUCGCAUUAGCGCAUCAUUCCCAAAAUCUAACGCCCACGUCAAACGGUAGCCCGCAGUAUCCGCAGGAAUUGUCCGCUUGCAGUUCCGUGACCACCAACAUAAGCAACAUCGGCGGGCUCUCACUCGGCAGCAGUACCGCCAGUAAUUUCACACCCGAGCAAAUAGCCUGCAUGUGCGAGGCCCUGUCACAAAGCCAGGACAUAGAAAAACUGUCGAGAUUUCUUUGGUCUCUGCCACCUGGAGAACUGUUGCGCGGUGGUGAAAGCGUACUGAUGGCGCGUGCCGCCGUUGCUUUCCACCGUGGGGCCUAUCAAGAACUCUACUCGAUUCUCGAGACCCACCCUUUCUCCCCGCGUCGUCAUCCCGAACUGCAGCAGAUGUGGUUCAAAUCGCAUUAUCGCGAGGCCGAAAAGAUCCGCGGACGACCACUAGGUGCCGUUGACAAGUACCGUCUGCGUAAAAAGUAUCCGCUACCGAAGACUAUCUGGGACGGAGAGGAGACCGUUUACUGCUUCAAGGAGCGAUCGAGGAACGCCCUGAAGGAGUGCUACAUGAGAAAUCGAUACCCAACGCCGGACGAGAAAAAGAACCUCGCCAAGAAGACCGGCUUGACGCUGACUCAGGUGUCCAACUGGUUCAAGAAUCGACGACAGCGGGACCGCACGCCGCAGACAAGAACAGAUAUGCUUCCGCUGAACUGUCAAAGCACAACCAAUAGCACGAUAAGCAGUUCGGUGAGCAACGGAGGCAGCAUCCAAUCUCUGCAGAGUAUGGAUUCCGACAGUCCGAAUCUCGCGAUGUCACCUCUAUCGACAAUGGGUAUGUCGCCGGUUACGAUGAAUCCGUGUAGUCCGAUGGGUAUGAGUCCAAUGGCGCCUCACCAUACCUAUCCAACACCUGUCACUCCGUCAUCCGUUCAUACCGCGCAUCCACAUAACGGUGGAUUAAGCCCUAUGAACGACGUGAAAGCUCUUUGCUACGGACGCAGUGUAUACGACACAGGGAAAGAUAUGGAACAGAGUUCGGUCUACUACUCCAGCCACUCAAGUAUGCAUCAUCAGUAUUACCAACAAACUCAUCAUCAAAUGAUGUCAAGCGGUCAUCAUCAACACAGUAUGCCAGCAGGAUACGAAAUCAUGCUUCCUCCUCCUCAACAUUCCAUGUGACCAACAAGCUACGAAGAUGAUCGCAGUGACCAGGGUCAUCAAAAUGACGACGUGCUAGCGCGAAUACACGCAUUCGCUUGAUUUUUUGGUUUGUUCUUCUGUUUCAGUUUGAGUCAUAGGCAAUAAUCAAAAAUAAAAUUAAAGGUAACAAAUAAGCAUAGAAGUUAAUUUUUUUUAGAAAACAAUUUUUUUUUAACACAAAUACGAUUUCCUACUAAAAUAUGACUUUUUCUAAUUGCGGAACAGACUUAUUUUAUGUAAAAAAUUAAUUUACAACUCUCUUUUACAAUUUUAA
Molecule: messenger RNA, 1690 nt
Organism: Pseudomyrmex gracilis
Lineage: Eukaryota; Metazoa; Arthropoda; Insecta; Hymenoptera; Formicidae
Gene: Six4
Product: homeobox protein SIX2-like
Exons: 4
Coding region: 115-1395 (426 amino acids)
Biological process (GO): regulation of transcription by RNA polymerase II
Cellular component (GO): transcription regulator complex; nucleus
Molecular function (GO): DNA-binding transcription factor activity, RNA polymerase II-specific; RNA polymerase II cis-regulatory region sequence-specific DNA binding
Source: RefSeq, a predicted model, not a curated record